Messenger RNA from Schistocerca nitens (vagrant locust), 1005 nucleotides. Its product is annotated as matrilysin-like. Gene Ontology annotation, molecular function: metalloendopeptidase activity; zinc ion binding. Gene Ontology annotation, biological process: collagen catabolic process; proteolysis; extracellular matrix organization. Gene Ontology annotation, cellular component: extracellular matrix. Lineage: Eukaryota; Metazoa; Arthropoda; Insecta; Orthoptera; Acrididae. The record is from RefSeq and is a predicted model, not a curated record. The transcript has a single exon. The coding region runs from base 1 to 1005 and encodes 334 amino acids.
AUGAAGUUAUUUUUAUUGCUAUUAUUAAUUAAAAUAAUAAUUGCUGAUGAUAAGGCUAAAGCAAUAAAGUAUUUAAAUGAUUAUGGUUACCUAGAUAACCCAGAUAAUAAAAAUAGUAAAGUCAGUGAUGAUGCAUUUAGAGAAGCAUUAACGUUAUUUCAGUUAACAUAUAAUCUUGAAAUAAAUGGUGAUUUAAGUGACGAUACUUUAAAUUUUAUGAAUAUGCCUAGAUGUGGUGUAAAAGAUGAUUUUAAUAGCUAUAGAACUAGUAUGUAUAAAUGGAAUAAGAAAAAUAUAAAAUGGCAUUAUAAAGGUGCUACUAAAAAGGUAAUACAUGUAACAGAAGCAGCAUUUAGUUUAUGGCAAAAAUAUAUUGACAUUCAGUUUCAUCAUGACAGCAAUAAUCCUGAUAUCUUAAUUACAAAUAAAAGACGAAAACAUAGAUAUGAAAUUGUUAAAACUAUCCAUUGUUCAAAAGACCUAGAUGGAAAAGGUAAUGUGUUAGGCCAUGCAUUUUUUCCAGAUAUGAAUAAUAAUCCUGUAGAAAUACAUAUGGAUGAUGAUGAAUUGAAGUAUUUGGAAAUUGAUAAAAAUACACCAAAACAUCAAACAAAUCUAUUUGAAGUGUUAGUGCAUGAAAUCAGUCAUUCAUUAGGUUUACAACAUUCUGAUGUUUAUGGUUCAAUGAUGUAUGCGUACUAUAAUGGAUCACAUUUAGAAUUGAGUCAAGAUGAUAUUGAAGCUAUUCAAAGCUUAUAUGGUAAAGUAUCACAACAGACUACUACACCAAAAGUAAGUGUAAGUUUUCCUACAUCAUCUACACCAAUUGAGCCAGCGGAAUCAUUGUGUGAAAGCAAACAUUUCGACCACUUAUUGUUUUCAAAUGGAAUAUUAUAUAUCUUUUAUCACAAAUGGGUAUGGAUUAGUAAUAAUAUGAACCCGAAACUAAUAACAAAUUGGCUAAACUUCUUACCACAUGGUUUACAAAAAAUAGAUGGAAUUUAA